AAAACAAAGCAUACGAGCUGUGUAACUGCUGCGGCCGUUGCUGCUGGUGCCGGUGAAAAAAUGAAAUCCGUGAUUUUGUAUCCCUACGGGCCGUUGACAGCCACCGGAUGCUGUCGUAUGUUGCAUGCCAAAAAUUUGGCCAUAGCAAGCGCCAUUUACACAAUCAAUAUAUCACUACUGAUAGUCCUGAUAUACUCAUGGCGAAUCAACAUCAACAUAAACAAGUCCGGAGAUUUGGAGGACGUCUACUAUGGUGUUCAAAUUGCCUAUUUUGCCAUAAUUGGAACGCAAAUGUCAAUGAUUGUCCUAAGCGUGAUGCUACUUUUCGGAAUCCUAAAGGAAAAUCCUGGCUUAAUAGUUCCAUGGAUUAUUGGCUACAUAACUUUUAUGGCAUUGGAAGCUGUGGCUAUGGUGUAUUCGAACGUACUGCGGGAUCAUGUCAAUAAGCAAUUUGAUGCGAUGUGCAAAGCGGAAGUGGCUUUUUUUAUAGCCCGUGCUUUCAUAAACGUCCUGUCUAUGUGGGGCGUCCUACGAUUUUAUAAUCUAGUUCGCUGUGGAAUUACUUGGAAAGGUCCCGAGGUAAUUACAAUAGCAAAUGUGUGACACAAUGCAACAAGAUGUUCACCCAGACCCAUACCGAAUGCACAGCACCCCAGGAGACUUCAUAGCAACAGCGGAACUCAUAAAGCUUCCCGUGGAGGAUGCUGUGCCUUCUUCGACCUUGAUUACGAUUAUGACGAUUACGACGAUGAUGAAUUGUACGAGUAUGAAGACGGCGAUGAUUAUGAAUGCGACGAGACCGAUGGUGUGGACUACUACGAUGAAGAAGGAGAAAGUAGUGACUGUUCUAUGUUGGGUGCCUCGCCUAGUCACAAGCGUAUCGAGCACAAAUACCGGCAGCGCAACAACAAUAUUCGAUCUGUGUUGAUUAGCAAACGACACAACAAAUACAAAAUCUCCCAUCCCGAAACACGUCUGGAAGUCAUAAACGAGUCUGAGCGUAGUGCCGGCAGUGGAAGUGAUGAAAUCGAUUCGCUACUCGUGGCCUAUGAUAGCACUUCGUCGUUGGCGUCCGUUUGACAUUGGCCCGGUUGCAUUGGAGAUGCAGGAGGCAUGUCUAGUACUGGCCCAAA
Molecule: messenger RNA, 1133 nt
Organism: Musca vetustissima
Lineage: Eukaryota; Metazoa; Arthropoda; Insecta; Diptera; Muscidae
Exons: 7
Source: RefSeq, a predicted model, not a curated record